This is a messenger RNA of Lingula anatina, 1724 nucleotides long. RefSeq lists its product as uncharacterized. Gene Ontology annotation, biological process: protein K6-linked ubiquitination. NCBI's taxonomy places the organism in Eukaryota, Metazoa, Brachiopoda, Lingulata, Lingulida, Lingulidae. Gene Ontology annotation, cellular component: BRCA1-A complex; BRCA1-BARD1 complex. Gene Ontology annotation, molecular function: protein binding; ubiquitin-protein transferase activity. The record is from RefSeq and is a predicted model, not a curated record.
CAAUUUUUUAAACAUUAUACUAUAUCUUAAAACAAUGGUUAUUUUUGCAGAUGCAAAUAGAUUCUAUACAUUGUAGUUAAUACAAAUGAGAUGGUUCACCCCAUCACAAACACAAUUUACAAAUCCAGGCUAUUAUAGGAUACAUCUGAGAGUUUAAUCAAUUCUCCAAUGUCAAACAAUUUAUACAUCAGGGCCCCUUUUCAAUACUUCAGGCCCUGAACAUGGACCCCACACCUCGUGUGCAAGCCAUCCAAUAAUUGGCAAGAUCACCCCAACGUGUGACCAAAUUGCAAUGUUUGCCCGCAGUUGUCAAGCCGAGAAAAUAAAUUGCUGAAAAGAAUAGACAAGCUUUUAUUUCGUGCAGGCAAUACUUGACAUCUGACCUGCUGAUAACACACAAAUGGGAGUUAUAGUUUACUUGGAGAGGUGGCGUCCUACUGAUGUUCAAAUACAGGCACAGGAAGAAUCUGGCACAGAACUCGCCAACAUGACAUACUACAUCCCUGCAGGAGUCCCUCCAGACUAUCACACAGGGGAUGACUGGAGACUCACAGAUGCCUGCAGACUUGGAGACAUGGCCAGAGUCACACAGCUUUUGGAGUCUGGAGUAAACCCAAACUGUUCUGACCAACAUGGCAACACUCCCCUACACUAUGCAGCCUCAGGCGGCCAUUACAAUAUAGGGUUAACUCUACUAAACAGACAGGCAGAUAUCAAUGCCAUCAACAAGAAUGGCCAAAAUGCUCUCCACCUAUCAAGUAGCCAUGGACACCACACUGUGGUCAAACUGCUACUGGACAAUAACUGCAAACGGAAGGAAACUACACUGUAUAGUGGCAUGACGGCACUUCACCUGGCUAGCAAGAAUGGCUAUGCAGAAGUGGUAAAAUUGCUCCUGGAGGCUGGGGUAGAUGAUGUGAUACUUGAUAUGGUUAAGAAGUCAGCAGAAUUUUAUGCAGCCACUGAAGAAGUGCGUGCAUUGUUUAGGAACCACAGGGCUGACAUCUAUAGUCCAGAAAAUAAUAACAACGAUGAUAACAACGAGAAGAUGAAUGAACUUGUUGAACUGGAGUUAAAACAAAAUGUCGUUAUUUCAACUGAGCCUGAACAUUCAUUCAAAGAUUGUGGCAAUAAUGAAGAUGAAAUGGUAACCAGUACGGACAAUGCCCAAAAUGUUGUCAGCAGCCUGAUCACUACUGCUGAAAAUGAUAGCAGAACUGAUGAACGUCCAACUGAGAAGAAAGGAAGAGCAUACAAAUCAGAUAAACAGAAUAACAAUGGGGGUAGGACAGCUGGUUUCAAAGACAGGACUGAGCACAAGAGCAAGAACUUUGUAACCAAUCAAAAGAUGGAGUUUUCUGAGGAGUACAAAGCCAAGAUGAGGCUUAGUGUGUUUGACAGGCUAAACAAGAAAUAAAAUUGUGGAGCUGAAACAAAAAUAUUCAAUUUUCCUCAUCAAAUUUUCAAUAGAACCCACAGAUGGCUAUGCAGUAUUCAAGUCCCAUUAUUCCAACUUGACGCGACAAACAGACAUCAGUGAAUGAACUAUAUAAAAUUAUAAUGCUUCAAACGCAUUUCAGAUUUGCCAACCGUGCAUUAAAAUGCAAAUUCUCUCAUCUUUUUCACAGCAAUUCCCUUUGUGUUUAGGAGAAAAACUAUUGUUUCUUAUAUGUCUAACAACACAUUUACACAUUUAAAAUACUGUAAUGAUGCUCACCCUAAUU